Exophiala viscosa is the source of this 1407-nucleotide messenger RNA. RefSeq lists its product as uncharacterized. NCBI's taxonomy places the organism in Eukaryota, Fungi, Ascomycota, Eurotiomycetes, Chaetothyriales, Herpotrichiellaceae. The record is from RefSeq and is a predicted model, not a curated record. Bases 341 to 1111 code for a protein of 256 amino acids. The transcript has 2 exons. Gene Ontology annotation, cellular component: membrane.
CUCGAUUCCAGCACCAAGUUUCUGUCUGCACUACCCAUACUGAGACUACACAAACACCUUUCCGUCCUGUUUUGUUUCCUUUUGCUUUCCGUCCUCGUUGUUUCUUGUGCAUUCUGUACAGUAUUUCACGCCCUGCAUAUCAGUUUAGCCGGUCCUUCACUUUCAUUGCGUUGUCAUCGUCAUUUACUUCCUACUCAAAGCACCGAAAGCCUACACAAUCAACCCAAAAACCAGCGCACCCUCGACUUCUCAAGUGACACAAGAAGCCUCACCUCUUUUUGAUUGCGUCCAUCGUUUGCCUCUUAAGCCUUUCAUCCAUCCUCUCCUUCCAUUGCCUAUCAUGCGUCUUCCACUCGACCACUUCGGCCAAAUCAGGAACUACACCCACAUCGGCCAGGCGGCCAUACUCUUCCUCGCAUGGGUCCUCACAAUAGCUCUCAUGACCUGUAAUGGAACGACAGACGGCCGCGUAGGAUGGUACUUUGGGCUGUGCUUCCUCACAAUCCCAAUCCUAAUAUACCUCGUCAUGGUCCCAAUGUGGUCCCGUGCCCGCCGCUUCGCCAAUGUCUACGCCUUCGCCAGUAUCGACUGCCUCGCCGUGAUCCUCUGGCUAAGCGCCUGGGCCUCCGUAGCCUCGUACAUCUCGGCCGGCAAGGGAAAAGGCACCGGCACAGGUUCAGGCUGCGACAACUUCAAAUACGGCAGCAAGGGCCGGUGCGAACUAGGCGAGACCAUCAUCAUUUUCGGCGUGUUUGAAAUGCUGCUAUUCAUGGCAACGGCCUUCAUAUCUAUUCGUGCCGUCAUGACGUUCAAGCGCACGGGCAUGAUGCCUGCCGAACACGUCGCUGCGCCCGGAGGUAAACAUGGUGGUGACUUCUCCACACAGACACAAGACGCCUUUUCAAGCAACAUGCGCACGGACGACUUGGAGAACGACAGCCACUCCAAUGCCGCGCAGGAGUACGGCUAUCGGAAGUCCGAGUCUGACAGCCAAUACGCGCCUAUCCACCAGAUCGAACAGGAGGAGAUCUUGCACAUGCCUUCUGUGCAGCCUCAAGGGCCAUUGAACAAUUCUGGAUUGGGUAUACAAGCUUACCAAAGCUAUCGAUGACGAGGGUUUGCCCUUUCCUUGUUUCGUUUGUUUUGUGAAGCGUUUCAGCGGCAGGUUGUUCCAUCCUCGGCUCAAUAUCGAGAUGGGAUGGGUCAGGGAUGUAUUUGAUAGAAUCAUGAUCAAACAAUUCAUGCGACUUUCUGCAUUAGUGAAGAAGUGUCAGAUUGGCGAGGAAGUGUCAGAUCAACAGUGGUGCGUAUGCGUCUGCUGCCAAUCUCGAAUGUUGGACGCGUGCUGGCGACCCUUCCACAACGUCCGAACCUUCGACUCGAAAGCAUACUUCACUGCUCGACUAC